AUGCGCACUCCCUAUUCCCUAAUCAAACUCACACCUUUCUUCAUCUUCAAUUCCACCUAUUUUCUUCUGUUUCCAAUUCAUUCUUCAUGGGGGUUUUCCAGAUUGAUACUGGUUUGGAUGCUAAUGUCUGUGUUCUUGCCACCAUCGACACCAGAUCCCAACGAUGAAUCUUGUUUGACCAAAUUGUUUGAAUCAAUGGAAGACCCGAAUCAUAAUCUCAUGAAUUGGACCAAACCCAGCUUCGAAAACCCGUGUUCAGGCUUCCUCUCGAACCUCGCCGGAGCAACCUGCAACAACGGCCGCAUCUACAAGCUUUCCCUGCCGAACCUCGCCCUUCGUGGCUCAAUCUCACCGUUUAUCUCCAAUUGCACUAACCUCCAGGCGUUAGAUAUCUCAAACAACUCUCUCACCGGACCAAUACCCAAACGAACUUCAGUACCUUGUCAACCUCGCCGUCCUCAACCUCUCCUCCAACCGUCUCUCCGCCACCAUCCCACCUUCGCUCGCCAUCUCGGCUCCUUAGCACGAUUGUCGGUUUUUGAUGUUUCCAACAACAAGUUAUCCGGCCCAAUUCCGGCGAGCCUCGGAAACCGAACGGGAAACCUGCCACGUUUCAAUGCGAGCUCGUUUUUAGGUAACAAGGAUCUUUACGGGUACCCGUUGGGUCCGAUGAAGAGUAAAGGGUUAUCGGUGGUGGCAAUUGUCGGAAUUGGAUUGGGGAGUGGAUUGUUGAGUCUCGUGUUGAGUUUCACGGUGGUUUGUGUUUGGUUGAGAGUGACGGAGAAGAAAAUGGCCGCCGAACAAGAAGGCAAAAUCAGUCAGUUAAUGCCUGAAUAUUGA
Messenger RNA from Lactuca saligna, 840 nucleotides. The record is from the annotation of a GenBank genome assembly. NCBI's taxonomy places the organism in Eukaryota, Viridiplantae, Streptophyta, Magnoliopsida, Asterales, Asteraceae.